This is a messenger RNA of Drosophila obscura, 1684 nucleotides long. RefSeq lists its product as uncharacterized. Lineage: Eukaryota; Metazoa; Arthropoda; Insecta; Diptera; Drosophilidae. The record is from RefSeq and is a predicted model, not a curated record. The transcript has a single exon. Bases 110 to 1540 code for a protein of 476 amino acids.
UACGAUAUUUACGGCAACGAUAUAUCCACGUAGUUUCCAGCACUCGUUGCCUUUUUUUUUCACUUCGUAAUAACUAUCUGGCAAAUUCAAUUUGAUUAAUUUGGGAACAAUGCCGCUGGAUCAGGUGGUAGCUUUAUUUGUGCCCAACAGCAAUUUCCUCAAUGUGGUGUUGGUCAAAUCGUUGGACUUGUACAAGCCAGGCACAAUCAACAGAGAAGUGGAGGUCGUCGAAAAUAUUGUCAUUAAUCCCAAUAUAAUAUGCUGGAGCGAGAAAAAGAUCCAGCAUCGCAUCAUAGUGGGAGAAUACUUCGAGUUUGUCACCAGAUUUGGAUUGGAGGACCGGGACCCCGUGUACACUCAGUCGCUUAAGUUCUCCGACUGCAUUAGCUUCAAUCUGAAGCUGCACGAAAUCAAUUUGGAGCUUCUUAUGCGCCAAACGCUCAAGGUGGAUAUCAUGGAUCUGCGCAUAAACCUGGUCGCCAACAAGCCCUUUUCGCUGCACUGCAGCAACUGUGCCACGGAGCUGAUCCAAAUGCGGACAUACCGCAUCAUUGAUCCGCUGCCCAUGUACACAAAGAGAGUGCCACGCGACUUCUGGGAUAGCUUGGAGCUGAGGAACAUUUCGUACUCCGAACAGAUCUACUACGGCCUCAAUCAGAUUGUGAUGUCUGCCAAUCACAUCCAAUUCGACACUAAAAUGAUCUACUGCCGCAAGCGUCGUCGCGUCUUGUGCCCCGGUUGCCCGAGGGUGUUGGGCACUUUCCUCCCGAGGGCUGUGUGUCUCCAUGCGGAUGCCCUGCGCAUCGGUACUCGUGCGUCCCCUGCAGCUCGCCUGGAGUUCAACGAACUAUUUGGCCACAUCACGCCCACACAGCUGAUGUUGCGUCUGAUGCAAGAUACCGAAAUGUCACGGAUGUUCCUAAAGUGUGUGCGCCCCGAUGGUCAGAUGCAUUAUAUGCUCCUGGUGCCGGAAAUGAAGAAAAUUCAGUUUCUGCUCUCCAAGCCAUCGCUUUUCAGUAAGAUCGAUAUGAAACCCCUGGAUUUUAUGGAUGCGGACACCAGCAGCGAGAGCGAUGACAGUUCGGACAGCAGCAACGAGAGCUGCAGCAGUUCCACCGAUGAAGAUUCACCGAAUUCCAUAGAUAACCCCGGCUCCACACCCAUACCAUCACCGAUUAAGUCUAUGGAUCACGCUCGUCGCCCAAAUACCACCAGGAAGUCCAUCGAGCAUGUAUUUCUGACUCCCUAUAAUGGCUACAAUGUUAAAUAUAUCUUCGCCAGCACUGAUUCAGAGCUAUGCGAUUUAAAAGACACCAUCCACGAUUGGCGCGACAAUAAUGUGCGCUCCCUGCGCAUCUCCUACGCGAUGAUGAUUGAGCUGGUCAGCGAACUGAAUGCCAACGAGCAUAUUGCGGCCGCUCUGGGCAAUUUAGCGCCGCCCUGCCGCUCGCUAGAGCCACGCUCCAGUCACAUCAUAUUCGAGUCCGACGAGGAGUUCUAUGACACGCAACAGCAACUGGAUGUGGUCCAAGUGCCAUAGUUUUAUUGCGUUUCAAUUUAAUAAUAUCAUUCUUGGAGAACCUUUAUUCCUAAAUACUGUCACAAAGAAUUUGCAAACAUUACAUUACAGACAUGAAAUUUCUUAAUGAAUAAAAGGAGAAACCUAAAAAAACAAAAAAUAUCU